AAACAAGCCAGUUAUCUCUCACCCAUUCCUUGACGAUGGCAAGCUCAUCAGCUUCUGCUAGACAUCUGAGAAUGGCGUUCUCGAGGAAGGCCGUAAUCAUGUUGCUCCUCACGACCUUGGCAUUCCGCCAUUCUCAGGCUUCAUCCAAGGGAGCCACCAUCACGGAGAGGAUACAGCAUGGCUUUACGGAAGUCACAACUACUGCUGAGAAGCUCAAGAUUUCAGCCGAGAAGAUCGACAUAUUCAGCGCCCCCCAACAGGGAAUCAUUAUCGCUCAGGGUCUAGCAGCCAUCACAGAAAAGGUUGGUCAUGGUAUCGAAAAGAUGACCCAUGAGACAUUACCUGCACUUCCAAACGCUGAUGCAGAGGUCGUUGUUGACUCUCUCAAGGAGUUUGUGAAAGCUCACCAGGCAAUGCUAAGAGUUCUCAUGGAGAAGAAUGAGCUCCCGUCUAUAAUUGCCUCCUUCGAUCAUAUCAAGAUGACGCUUGUAAACAUGGAGGUCGCGUUCGAACUCUUUGCCUUCGAUCUGAUUGCGCUCAUUCCAACCCAGAGGCGAGAAGCAGAGAAGCAAUUCGCUGACCUCCAUGACAUUCUGAAAGACACCUUGACCAAGUACAGCGUCCCCUUCAGGUCAGCUGAGUCAGAUGCUGCGCUCACCGCCACCACAGAGAAAAUCAUCGAAGGGCUCAAGACCGUCACGGAAAUGUCAGACCAACUCCGUGUAGCAACCAACAAAAUCAACAUCUUCAACGCUCCUCAGCAGGGCGCGGUAAUCGCCAGUGGAUUUGCAACCAUCAUUCAGAAGGUGUCUGAGGGCAUCGUCAGGGUGGACCGAGUCACUUCAGGUCCGCUUCCUGAUGCUGAUGCACAACUCGUAGUGGACGCCCUGACGACAUUCGUGCAGGUCCACCAGGCCUUGCUGAAUGUGGUGAUCGGCAAGCACGGCAUCCUCACGAUGAUUCCGUUCUUCGAGCCCAUCAGAAGGGCACUUGUGAGUCUGGAAGCUGUCAUCGACAGAUUGGCGUUCGACCUGAUUGCUCUAAUUCCUACUCAGAAAUCCUCCGCAACAAUUCAGUUCCAGAAGCUGGAUGUCACGUUGAAAGACGCCGAGGACACCUACAGCUUCCCGCUGGCAUCCGCUGAAUCUGAUGCUGCUCUCACUGCAACCACAGAGAAGAUCGUCGAGGGACUGAAGACUGUCACAGAUAUGUCUGAUCAGCUGCGAGUUGCAACCCAGAAGAUCAACAUCUUCAACGCUCCUCAGCAAGGAGCGGUGAUCGCCAGCGGAUUUGCAGUCAUCAUUCAGAAGGUUUCUGAGGGAAUCGUCAGGGUGGACCGAGUCACUUCAGGUCCGCUUCCGGACGCUGAUGCCCAGCUCGUAGUUGACGCCCUCACCACAUUCGUACAAGUCCACCAGGCCUUGCUCAAUGUCGUCAUCGGCAAGCACGGCAUCCUUACGAUGAUUCCGUUCUUCGAGCCCAUCAGAAUGGCACUUGUGAGUCUGGAGGCUGUCAUCGAUAGGUUGGCGUUCGACCUGAUCGCUCUAAUUCCUACUCAGAAAUCCUCCGCAACAAUUCAGUUCCAGAAGCUUGACGUCACGUUGAAAGACGCCGAGGACACCUACAGCUUCCCGCUGGCAUCCGCUGAAUCUGAUGCUGCUCUCACCGCCACCACAGAGAAGAUCGUCGAGGGACUGAAGACUGUCACAGAUAUGUCUGAUCAGCUGCGAGUUGCAACCCAGAAGAUCAACAUCUUCAACGCUCCUCAGCAAGGAGCGGUGAUCGCCAGCGGAUUUGCAGUCAUCAUUCAGAAGGUUUCUGAGGGAAUCGUCAGGGUGGACCGAGUCACUUCAGGUCCGCUUCCGGACGCUGAUGCCCAGCUCGUAGUUGACGCCCUCACCACAUUCGUACAAGUCCACCAGGCCUUGCUCAAUGUCGUCAUCGGCAAGCACGGCAUCCUUACGAUGAUUCCGUUCUUCGAGCCCAUCAGAAUGGCACUUGUGAGUCUGGAGGCUGUCAUCGAUAGGUUGGCGUUCGACCUGAUCGCUCUAAUUCCUACUCAGAAAUCCUCCGCAACAAUUCAGUUCCAGAAGCUUGACGUCACGUUGAAAGACGCCGAGGACACCUACAGCUUCCCGCUGGCAUCCGCUGAAUCUGAUGCUGCUCUCACCGCCACCACAGAGAAGAUCGUCGAGGGACUGAAGACUGUCACAGAUAUGUCGGAUCAGCUCAGAGUUGCAACCCAGAAGAUCAACAUCUUCAACGCUCCUCAGCAGGGAGCGGUCAUCGCCAGUGGAUUUGCAACUAUCAUUCAGAAGGUUUCUGAGGGAAUCAUCAGGGUGGACCGCGUCACUUCAGGUCCGCUUCCGGAUGCUGAUGCCCAGCUCGUCGUCGACGCCCUGACGACAUUCGUGCAGGUCCACCAGGCCUUGCUGAAUGUGGUCAUCGGCAAGCACGGCAUUAUCACGAUGAUUCCGUUUUUCGAGCCCAUCAGAUAUGCUCUUGUGAGUCUGGAAGCUGUCAUCGACAGGUUGGCGUUCGACCUGAUUGCUCUAAUUCCUACUCAGAAAUCCUCCGCAACAAUUCAGUUCCAGAAGCUUGACGUCACGUUGAAAGACGCCGAGGACACCUACAGCUUCCCGCUGGCAUCCACUGAAUCUGAUGCUGCUCUCACCGCCACCACAGAGAAGAUCGUCGAGGGACUGAAGACUGUCACAGAUAUGUCGGAUCAGCUCAGAGUUGCAACCCAGAAGAUCAACAUCUUCAACGCUCCUCAGCAGGGAGCGGUCAUCGCCAGUGGAUUUGCAACUAUCAUUCAGAAGGUUUCUGAGGGAAUCAUCAGGGUGGACCGCGUCACUUCAGGUCCGCUUCCGGAUGCUGAUGCCCAGCUCGUCGUCGACGCCCUGACGACAUUCGUGCAGGUCCACCAGGCCUUGCUGAAUGUGGUGAUCGGCAAGCACGGCAUUAUCACGAUGAUUCCGUUUUUCGAGCCCAUCAGAUAUGCUCUUGUGAGUCUGGAAGCUGUCAUCGACAGGUUGGCGUUCGACCUGAUUGCUCUAAUUCCUACUCAGAAAUCCUCCGCAACAAUUCAGUUCCAGAAGCUUGACGUCACGUUGAAAGACGCCGAGGACACCUACAGCUUCCCGCUGGCAUCCGCUGAAUCUGAUGCUGCUCUCACCGCCACCACAGAGAAGAUCGUCGAGGGACUGAAGACUGUCACAGAUAUGUCGGAUCAGCUCAGAGUUGCAACCCAGAAGAUCAACAUCUUCAACGCUCCUCAGCAGGGAGCGGUCAUCGCCAGUGGAUUUGCAACUAUCAUUCAGAAGGUUUCUGAAGGAAUCGUCAGGGUGGACCGAGUUACUUCAGGUCCCCUUCCGGACGCUGAUGCCCAGGUCGUCGUCGACGCCCUCACGACAUUCGUGCAGGUCCACCAGGCCUUGCUGAAUGUGGUGAUUGGCAAGCACGGCAUCCUCACGAUGAUUCCGUUCUUCGAGCCUAUCAGAAUGGCACUUGUGAGUCUGGAAGCAGUCAUCGAUAGGUUGGCGUUCGACCUGAUUGCGCUUAUUCCUACUCAGAAAUCGUCGGCAACAAUCCAGUUCCAGAAGCUGGACGUCACGUUGAAAGACGCCGAGGACACCUACAGCUUCCCGCUGGCAUCCGCUGAAUCUGAUGCUGCUCUCACCGCCACCACAGAGAAGAUCGUCGAGGGACUGAAGACUGUCACAGAUAUGUCGGAUCAGUCUGAGGACCGCAGAUCAGUCUGAGGAUUAUACUUAUCUUGUAGAAGGUUUCAACUUCACAGCGAUGGUAUGGUUCUCCAUGGAUGCUUUUAUGAAUCACGACUCUUUGAAGGGUCCAUACCCUUGAGGUAACCAUGUUCAUGGAGGAUACACCAUUCAGUAAAAUCUUCAAGCCUGAUUGAAAGAGAAGGCCCCCUUUGAGGAAUUGGUAUGACGAUUGCAUAGCAAGUGAAGAUGACGUGCUCAAUUUGUUCUAGCUAUCAUCGACUGUCGCAUCGUAUAGUAAUUGUGUGUUUUAAGUUUUUGUUUCCUUGAGUUAUAUCACAGCAGGUCUUAAAACAAAAUUCGGUAAGCUACUUAAAGUUUGGCUGCCCCGGCCGUGGUUAAUAUCACUUAUCAAGUAGAAGAGGAUGACAUACUCUCACAUUUCCCCAUGUGAAGAGCCUCAUUUUCAAUCUCUAUUAUAACCAAGAUUAUUGUAUGAUGUUCUGAUCA
Marchantia polymorpha subsp. ruderalis is the source of this 4235-nucleotide messenger RNA. The record is from the annotation of a GenBank genome assembly. Lineage: Eukaryota; Viridiplantae; Streptophyta; Marchantiopsida; Marchantiales; Marchantiaceae.